UAAUAUAGGUUAUUCUUACAGUGUAUUUUUUUUAUUGAUUACGGAACCUGACCCUGUGCUUGUACCGACGAUAUUUGACCAGUUAUAAGUCUACGUUGUAAAAGUGUAAACUGCACUAAUCGCAGAGUGGAAAAAAUAUAUAGAUAAUUAUUAUGACGUUUGUUUUCUUUAGAGCAUGUACAGCAUAAGCGUUUUACGCGCGAAUUUAUAGCACUUUUAUCACCAGCACCAGGUAGGUACAUACCUAGUAAGCAUGCAACGGCAAACAUAGCGGCAGAUGUUCACCAGGGUUAGAGAAACACACUUUAAAAAAACACGUUUUGCUUACAACAUGCUUAAAACUGUUUUUUUUUUUUUAUAAAAAAAUAUGCUUAAAACACUUUUAUAUAAAUAAUGUUGAUCCAAGCGUUGUCGAUUCGGGGACCUCUAAUUUGUGUUCAAAAGGGAAGGAUAAUUCGGGAGUAAUUUUGACAAGUGGAUUAUAAAUGCAAAAUAUUCUCUUAGUGAGUAAAAGUGUGCACUCCUUGCAAAUGCUUGCAAUAAAAACAAAAAAUUGUUAUCACCCUAAUUUGCGCUAUCUAAAGCAAAUAAUAAUUUUUAUACGGUAGGUAAUAGUAUAAAUUACGUUGCACAUUUUAUACUAAACAUACAUGCAGUUAGUUCAUAAUUGCAAUGUAUUUACUUUUGUUGUUCGUUAUUGGAGUACUGUAUUAUUCACAUUAUAUUUUAUUAAAGAAUCGAAAGUAUUGGAAAAACAGAAAUAUUCCCUAUGUAAAGCCAUUACCUAUAUUCGGAAACUAUAAAGACUGUCUUCUGGUGAAAAAACAUAUAAACCUAGUGGUGCAAAAUUUGUGUCAACAGUUUCCAGAUGAGCCUUACUUUGGAUCCUUUUAUGGAACGAGCCCCGCACUCAUUAUUCAAGACCCGAAUUUGAUAAAACUAGUUCUCUCAAAAGAAUUUUACUUCUGUAAUGGCAGAGAAACAUCCGAUUAUAAUGACAAAGAAAUGUUUUCAAAAAUGAUGUUUUUUGCCAAUGGUGACGAAUGGAAAGUAUUACGCAUGAAUUCAUCUCAACUUUUUUCUUCCGCAAAAUUGAAGAAAAUGUUCUAUUUAAUAAAUGAUUCUUCAGAUACAUUAGAGAGAUUACUUGCUGAUGAAAUAAAAACAGGUCCGGAUAUCGAAGUCAAGAAUUUGCUCUCAAGGUACACUAUGGAUUGCAUUACGACUUGUGCAUUUGGAUUCAAUUCUGAGACAAUGAAACAGGAUGUGCACAAAAACCCCUUUACUACGAUGGCUGAAAAAAUAUUUGAUAGAACAGUUUCUGGAGCUCUUAAAAAUUACUGCCGAUCAAUGUGGCCGCGAUUAUUUUAUGCGUUAGGAUUUAAAUUAUUAGAAGAUGAUGCUGGUACGUUUUUUAACAAUGUGAUUACGGAGGUGUUAAGACAACGCGGGGAAGCAAAAUCUUCUAGAAAUGAUUUCGUGGAUCUCAUUUUAACUUGGAAAACAGACAAGUACAUAUCUGGAGAUAGGUUGAAUAAUGCAGCAACCGGUGGUAAAAAGAAAGUGAGAUUUGAGGUUAAUGAUGAUUUGAUUGUUGCACAAUGCGUACUUUUUUUUGCGGCUGGAUUUGAAACAACGUCGACGACUUUGAGUUUCCUUCUGUAUGAAUUAGCAAAAAAUAAGAUGGUUCAGGAAAAAAUGAUAGCAGAGGUUGACGAAUAUUUUUCCAAGCAUCAGUCGAUUGAAUACGAGUGCAUCAAUACGAUGCCAUAUACUGAAUCGUGUAUAGAAGAAUGUCUACGCCUGUAUCCGGCGUUGGGUCUCUUGACCCGAGAAGUGAUGCACGAUUACUCCCUACCAACGGGUGUUCGUUUAAAGAGAGGAGAUCGUAUUCAUAUACCUGUGUAUCAUAUUCAACGUAAUCCUGACCAUUUUCCAGAGCCGGAAGUAUACCGUCCUGAACGAUUCUUUGGAGACGAGAAAAAAAAUAUCAAACCAUAUACUCAUAUGCCUUUUGGCGAAGGACCUAGGAUAUGCAUAGGUAAAAGGUUUGCAAAGAUGCCUAUGCAUGCGGCACUCUUAAAGAUAUUCAAGAAUUACAGAGUAGAACUCGCAGAGAGCAUGCAACAUGAAAUAUCUUUAAAUGCUAAAUCUCUUAUCAUGCAGUCUGUUGGCGGGAUCCAUAUAAAAUUUAUUCAAAGACAAGUUUGAAAUUGUAAUUAGGUAGGGUGAAGGGUCCUAUAAUAUGCAGUAAUAUGCAAUUCGAUAAAAGUUAUCUGAAUCUGUAAAAGGAAAAGGUGUCAGCCAGACUGCUCAACGCACAACAUCUGCUAAGAAAGGAUUUUUGAAAUUUCAACCCCUUUCAAACCCCUAAAGCGCAAUUUAAACUACGAAGUUAGUAGUAAUAACAGAGCCUUCCCUUCUACGUCCCUCGGAACAUCUUGCCACUGUUGCUAAUCAAACACAGUACUUCGGUUUAUAUAUAUUGUAUAUUCAAGACAUUAAGCUCAUCAUCAUUACUUAGAUAUUCACAACUGCGUACCUACUUAUUCUAAGAUUCACAAUGAUAUCAUUCUAUAUGCAUUUUACACAAUAUAGCUUUUCCCCAAUCGCUUUUCUAAUGAUUCACUCGACUAUCCUAACCGUCAUCGCUGUUGACAGCUGACAACUCUAAUGUUACCAUCGCGAAGUGUUGCCACGUUUCUAACACUACAAAUUGUAUACAUUAUUUUAUAAUACUUGCGUUUAUUUAUGAAUAUCUAACAGUCGGCCGUCCUCACUACAUUAAGUUUGUCCUCAAACUUAUUAAAUUUUUAUAUUUUAUACGCAACAGUUUCUACCUAUUGUCAUUAUAAUACCUAAACAUCAAGAUUUUCAGCAAUAGAUUAUAAUUUUCAAGUAAUUCAUAUUAAUAGAACUAUCCUCAACUCAUAAGAACUGACUUUAUUCCUCAGCUAUACAAUGCAUGAUAAACUUUAACUUUAACUCUAAACUACUAACUACUUGAAAACAUAUUCAUAAAUUCCAAUCUUUUCUGCUUCAAAUCAAUAACCAGCCGCUUUCCUUGCCGCCAAAUCAAGAGCUCAUUUGCCACAAGACUUCACUGUACAUCUGCACCGCACCCCUCACCGCCAAGUCAAGAGCUCAUCUGCCACAAGACUUCACGGCCGUCUACGACUUCCAGACAUA
Messenger RNA from Maniola jurtina (meadow brown), 3189 nucleotides. RefSeq names its product cytochrome P450 6B5-like. NCBI's taxonomy places the organism in Eukaryota, Metazoa, Arthropoda, Insecta, Lepidoptera, Nymphalidae. The transcript is spliced from 2 exons. The coding region runs from base 673 to 2211 and encodes 512 amino acids. Gene Ontology annotation, molecular function: monooxygenase activity; iron ion binding; oxidoreductase activity, acting on paired donors, with incorporation or reduction of molecular oxygen. The record is from RefSeq and is a predicted model, not a curated record.